This is a messenger RNA of Epinephelus fuscoguttatus (brown-marbled grouper), 3765 nucleotides long. It is a transcript of the gene dnajc25, whose product is annotated as DnaJ (Hsp40) homolog, subfamily C, member 25. The transcript is spliced from 5 exons. Lineage: Eukaryota; Metazoa; Chordata; Actinopteri; Perciformes; Serranidae. Gene Ontology annotation, biological process: protein folding. Gene Ontology annotation, cellular component: endoplasmic reticulum membrane. The record is from RefSeq and is a predicted model, not a curated record. Bases 50 to 1153 code for a protein of 367 amino acids.
CCGCGCGACAGAGCAGCCUGGGUUCAGCAGCAGCAGCAGGUAGUCAGAGAUGGCUGCGCCCACGGAGCGGUGCCGCGGCGGUGGCGGAGGCGGAGGAGGGUUAGCUGGCUGUCCGCGGACGGCGAGGCCUUGGUGGCGGCUCGCGGUGCUCCUGUUCUCCGUGUCGUCCCUCCCGGCGGUCACCGCGCUGGUGGAGGGCCUCUACUGCGGCACCGAGGUCUGCUACGAUGUGCUCGGCGUCACCAGGGAGGCCGCCAAGGCUGACAUCGCCCGGGCUUACCGGCAGCUGGCCCGCCGGUACCAUCCGGACCGGUUCAGGGUGGGAGAGCCCGGCAUGGAGGGAGAGACCAUGGAGUCCGCACAGAAGAAGUUCCUGUUGGUCGCCACCGCGUACGAGACGUUAAAGGAUGAGGACACUCGGCGGGACUACGACUACAUGCUGGACCACCCUGAGGAGUACUACCAGCACUACUACGCCUACUACCGCCGACAGCUCACACCCAAAGUGGACGUCAGGGUCGUCAUCCUGGUCACCAUCUGUGCCAUCUCCAUCUUUCAGUACUACAGUUGGCACAGCAGCUACAACGAGGCCAUCAACUACCUGGUGACGGUCCCCAAGUACCGAAUCCAGGCCACGGAGAUCGCCAAGCAGCAGGGGCUCCUCAACCGCACCAAGGAGAAGGGCAAGAACCGCCGCUCCAAGGAGGAGAUCCGGGAGCAGGAGGAAGAAGUGAUCCGCGACAUCAUCAAAAACAAGAUCGACAUCAAAGGAGGCUACCAGAAGCCUAACCUGUCGGACAUCCUGCUGUGUCAGAUCGUCCUCUUCCCCUACUACCUGACCAACUACGUGACCUGGUACGUCUCCUGGAUUUACCGCUUCACCAUCUGCAGGGAGGAGUACGGAGAUGAGGAGAAGCUCUACAUCAUCAGGAGAUACAUGAAGAUGUCUCAGUCUCAGUUCGACAGUCUGGAUGAAAACACCAAACAGACAUUCAUGGAAAAACAGCUGUGGAUCAAAGAAAACUUCGAGGUGCAUAGAAAGGAGCAGGAGGAGGAGAUGAAGGUGAAGAUGGCGACUGACCCGAGGAUGAAAAGGUACCGCCGCUGGAUGAAGAACGAGGGGCCGGGCCGGCUUACGUUCAUCGACGACUGACGUCCUGGAGCUGCGCCUGUAACAUACACACCUGCCUCAGUGCCAACAUACAUGGACAACACACACACCGCGCUGUGUGGAGAAAGACCUGUACAGAAAGAUUAACUAUGCCUGUUUAUACAGUGAGAGAUAUUUUCAUAGUGAUCAGGCCUCAGGCGGGGGGCGAAUACGAGGAAAAACUGUGAGCUGCUGUGGGCUUCAGAUUUUUGAGUAGUUUUUUACAUUGUGCUAUUUUUGCCCCCAAAACCAAAAUCUAAAUUUAAUUAUUUUUUUUUCUGUAAUUUUCCCCGAGCUUUUCUUUUUGUCUCUCCUGCUGGAUGAAUGAGCUUUGGUGCCUGAAUUUUUGUGAAUGAUUUUCUGUUGGAUAACUGAGACCAGAAGGCUAACAGUUUGGCUCCUGCAAGAGCCAAUAGUUCUGUCGAAGUGUCCUUGGGCAAGGCAUCGGACCGCCACCUGCUCACUCUGUAUGAGUCUGCUAUCAGUCUGAAGUGUACGAAUAGUGAAGAGUGUUAACAUUAUUUGUUUUUCAGAUGAAUAAACCAGAGCCAGAGAGUAUUUUACAAGAACAGUUGUUAAAUCUUUUCUUCCCCAGAGUCAGAUGAGACGCAUAUCAGUAUUCAGGAGUUAUUUAGCGUAGCUUAGAACAAGACGAGUGCUGUAUCUCAAAGCAGAUACUUCGUCAGUACAUUUACAUGUAGUAUACUACGCACACUUUGUACUUACUGAGCCACUUCUUAAAGUUUGCCAGGGUAGUGUUGUCUCAGAACAAACAAGGCAACAUCGUAGAGAUGCGUGCUGCGAACCGAUUCACUUUAACAGGUCAUGUGACUGUUGGGACAGAGUCACAAGCUCUUUCUACACAGAGAUGGCGCUAUAGAGCCGCUACAAAGUCCCCUCUUUACGCCUCCUCUGCAUUUUUACACACAACCAAACGACAGCGGCAUAGUUACACUCAAUUAUGUGAUGAUACACGUCAUCACAGCUUUGCUGGAGGCGUUACAUGUAAGACAACUGUGUGGGCUUCUAGUGUGACAUAAAUCAUACGUGUCAGCAGCACUUUUUAAACAACAAUGGCAAUAACGUUUCAGUAACAUCAUCAUCAUCAGCUCGGAGGGUAAGGAGCUCCCAAAACUGUUGUUUUCACAAUUUGCAUACAUUUUCGGCCACUGUUCUUCUUAUUUGAGUUAGCCGCUAACUGCUAUCAGCUACUUUGAAAAUCUCCUGCAGUGGGUCACACGCUUAACACCUCAUCAAAAUGUCACACCCGUGCCACCCAUGAUCUGGUCGUUCAGGCCAGAACACAAAAAAACAACAAAAAAAAACACUCGUUCCCCCUUUUCCAUGAUUAUACCUUCUAUUCAGAACAGUCAGGCGGCAUGAUAUCCCUGUCCUGAACGGGCAGUAUAAAAAGGGCUACACGCCCUGUGACAGGGCUAACUGUUAGCAUCACGAAGCUACUGUUAUGCAACGGUUACUAACAGGUUCAACAACAGAGUCGACAGAAAAUGGAUGGAUGGAUGUCAUGUAAUCAGGCAUUCCCAAAAACAACCUGCAAAAUCCUGAAAGGACUGUAACGUGCCACUGUUAGCAAGUUUCCCUUAGCAUUUGCAUUAUCGUUCGCGGUACUAAACUAUUACAGAAUUAACCCAAUAAACAGACUGAUGGCUUCUCGCUGACGACAGUAUAGUGGUAGUAAAAAAUACACCUGAACAACUGUACAAAGCUUCGGUUUUCGCCCAGCAUUUGUUAAGUUUAAAAUGUGUUUGUGAUCCUCUCUUUCGGCUACGUAGGCAACACGGCAACCAUUUAGGGUGAGAAGUAUCUAACGUUCCACAGUGAACUUUUUCUGACUGUUAUAAGUGCACCAUCCUGGUAGUCAUAUCGCACUGCAUUUUGCCGUACUUCUUAAAUGCACUCUGAAGCAUCUGAUUAGAGACGCAGCACAGGAGCAGGGCGAACAACCCAGCUCUAAGAAUAUCCGAAGCUGUCUGGUUUACAUGUUCAUAUCUUGUUUGUUCAAAUGUAAAAAAGAGACCGUUGGUGAUGAGCUACGAUACGAGAAGGAAGUGGUGAAGAGAUGGAACUGAUAUCCAUCUUUUCUUCUGACUCUGGGGAAGACGACAAACAGCAGGUUCCUUUGCUGACCAGAAGAACGUGUCAAAUGUACAAAAAACACAAAGAGAAGCGCAAACUGGAGACACUGAUAAACUUUAAACACUUCUCUCUUCUGAUCUGAUCUGAGGUUGAAGCGUUUCUAUCAGGACGAAAAGCAGAAGCAAAAAGAGCCGUGCACAUUUGUCUGUCUUACUGUGUCAAUGGAAGCCAAAGCGACAGCUGCGAGUGUCUGUACGUUGUGCAACGGCAGAUGUUUCUCACGCAGGGAGUGUUACGGUGGUUCCUGCUCUGUUUCUUCAUACGUUCAGGUGACCCCUCGACUGUUUACCGCAUCUGAAUAACUUACUAAAUAUUAUUUAUUGGUUCACAUUUCACUGGUCUUUUUGUUGUCAUUCUGGUGUUGAGGCGGCAUUAAACUCAUACUGUAAUUACACAUGCAUACAGUCUAUGGUAUGGACACAGCAAAGUAGUUUUUCUAAUAAAUACAUUUUAAAAUA